Leptosia nina is the source of this 1074-nucleotide messenger RNA. Lineage: Eukaryota; Metazoa; Arthropoda; Insecta; Lepidoptera; Pieridae. The record is from the annotation of a GenBank genome assembly.
AUGGACGACUUAAAUGAUGACGAAGUUUUAAUCGUUCGUAGGUUGCCAUACAUGGCCCGAAGCUUACCUAUUACAAUACGCUCAGACUUUUGCUUGAAAACUCAAAAGCUUUUAGGGACCUUGCCACCACAAUGUGGAAUGUUUUUAAGAAUGCCCUUGUUAAAACAUUUGAGUGGAGAGCUACAUUUAGUUAAUAAUGACGUUAUUGCCGAGAUGAUCUUUGAGGCAAUUACUAAAAAAAUGGUGUGUUCAAAAUUAAACAGAAUGGACUUGGAUGUUGUAAGUUCCUGCUUGUCCUCAUGGAAAUCUGACCAAGAACGAGUUGAAGCUUUUUAUAAAAUAUUAGCUCCCGUCUUAAAUGCAGCGUUUGAAGUGUGGGAUGUGAAGACAGUAAAUUUUAAAAUGGCUAGAUAUAAUGUUGACAAGAUAGUUAAUUAUAUUACCCAAAUGUAUGUGCGAUGUUGGAAAACUGCAAGCAACCCACCCUUUGUGCUAACUGCAUUACUGAAAGGCCUUAAACAAAAUCUGUCCAUAAAGGAAAAUUAUGUAACAAUAAGCCAUUUACAGUUGGCUAUUGAAUGCUUUGAGAUAUUAUUGAAGGUGGAUGGUAAUGAAUUAGAUGAGGAUGAUAUUUUAGAAGAUAACACUUUAGAUAUAGCAAAGAUGUGUGUAAGAUUAUUUUGCGACGACCUAAACUCCUAUGGUCAUCAUAUAUGGAAAUUGUUUUAUCAUGCAUUGCAGAAGACGCUUGACGCUUUUUGGAUGACAAAGCGAACUCAACACAAAAUUUCUAAUUGUAUGCUCGAUUUAAGUAAAGAUUUGUCUGCUGAUCUUGACGUUUUAGUACAUAUAUUAGUAUUAGAACUGAACUUUUAUAAAGUUGACGAUAUUUUUGGGAUUUUCGGUUCUGACGAUUCAUGUAUAGAUGACGAUGGUCGCGAACAGUUAUUGGAUAGGAUUAAAAUGCAUCCUUCUUGCGAAGUUAAAGCAAAUCAUUCCAAACUAGUGUUAAGUCAUAUAUCAGAUUCAGAUUACAAGGAAUUUUUAUACAAUGUACAUCAUGAUUAUUCGUAG